UCCACUACCUCCAUUAUGGCCGGCAAGGGAGAAGGUCCGGCUAUCGGUAUCGAUCUCGGUACCACUUACUCUUGUGUGGGUGUUUGGCAACACGAUCGUGUUGAGAUCAUUGCCAAUGACCAGGGUAACAGGACUACUCCUUCCUAUGUUGCCUUCACCGAUACUGAGCGUUUGAUUGGUGAUGCUGCUAAGAACCAGGUCGCCAUGAACCCGAUUAACACCGUCUUUGACGCAAAGAGGUUGAUCGGUAGAAGAUUCAGCGACUCUUCAGUCCAAAGUGACAUCAAGUUGUGGCCAUUCAAGGUCAUCCCUGGACCAGGUGACAAGCCCAUGAUCAUUGUCAGCUACAAGGGUGAAGAGAAGCAGUUCGCUGCUGAAGAAAUCUCUUCCAUGGUUCUUAUUAAGAUGCGUGAAAUUGCCGAAGCUUACCUCGGUUCCACUGUGAAGAACGCCGUUGUCACUGUUCCUGCUUACUUCAACGACUCGCAACGUCAAGCCACCAAGGAUGCUGGUGUCAUUGCUGGUCUCAACGUCAUGAGGAUUAUCAAUGAACCCACCGCUGCUGCCAUUGCCUACGGUCUUGACAAGAAAGCAACAAGUGUCGGUGAAAAGAAUGUCUUGAUCUUCGAUCUUGGUGGUGGUACUUUUGAUGUCUCUCUUCUCACCAUUGAAGAGGGUAUCUUCGAGGUGAAGGCCACUGCUGGAGACACUCAUCUUGGUGGGGAAGAUUUUGACAACAGACUUGUCAACCACUUUGUUCAAGAAUUUAAGAGGAAGCACAAGAAGGAUAUCAGUGGCAACCCCAGAGCUCUUAGAAGGCUGAGAACUUCUUGUGAGAGAGCUAAGAGAACUCUCUCAUCUACUGCUCAGACCACCAUUGAGAUCGAUUCUUUGUACGAAGGAAUUGACUUUUACUCCACCAUUACUCGUGCUAGAUUUGAGGAAUUGAACAUGGAUCUUUUCAGAAAGUGUAUGGAACCCGUCGAGAAGUGUUUGAGAGAUGCCAAGAUGGACAAGAGCACUGUCCAUGAUGUUGUUCUUGUUGGUGGUUCUACUAGAAUUCCCAAGGUCCAACAGUUGUUGCAAGACUUCUUCAAUGGCAAGGAACUCUGCAAGAGCAUUAACCCCGAUGAAGCCGUUGCCUACGGUGCUGCUGUACAAGCUGCCAUCUUGAGCGGUGAAGGCAAUGAGAAGGUGCAGGAUCUUCUUCUAUUGGAUGUCACCCCUCUUUCUCUUGGUUUGGAAACCGCCGGUGGAGUCAUGACUGUUCUUAUCCCAAGAAACACCACAAUUCCCACGAAGAAGGAACAAGUCUUCUCUACAUACUCCGACAACCAGCCCGGUGUGUUGAUCCAAGUAUACGAAGGUGAAAGGACAAGAACCCGCGACAACAACUUGCUUGGAAAAUUCGAACUCUCCGGAAUCCCUCCAGCUCCCAGGGGUGUUCCACAAAUCACAGUGUGCUUUGAUAUCGAUGCCAACGGUAUCUUGAACGUCUCUGCCGAAGACAAGACCACAGGUCAAAAGAACAAAAUCACCAUUACUAACGACAAGGGAAGACUCUCCAAGGAGGAGAUUGAGAAGAUGGUCCAAGAGGCAGAGAAGUACAAGUCUGAAGAUGAGGAGCACAAGAAAAAGGUUGAAGCCAAGAAUGCUUUGGAGAACUACGCUUACAACAUGAGGAACACUGUGAACGACGAGAAGAUUGGUGCUAAGCUUUCACCCGCCGACAAGAAGAAGAUCGACGAUGCCAUCGAGCAGUCCAUCCAAUGGCUGGACGCCAACCAGCUAGCUGAGGCUGACGAGUUCGAAGACAAGAUGAAGGAGUUGGAGAGCAUUUGCAACCCAAUCAUUGCCAAGAUGUACCAAGGUGCCGGAGCUGAUAUGGGUGGCGGUGCAGACGACAGUGCUCCUUCCGGCGGUAGCGGUGCUGGACCCAAGAUUGAGGAAGUCGACUAAGCUCCCAAUCUCUACAGUCUCGGUCUUUGGAAGAACCUUCUCUUUUAUUUUUUGGAACAAUCGAUUUUUGAUUUCGUGGCUUAAUUAGUGAAAGCCACUGUUUUACCGGCGUAAUUUUUUCUCUCCCUCUCUCUCUGUUAUUGUUAAGUUUUUUAAGACAUUUUUAGUGGUGGAAAUUACUUUGGCCACAAAAAGAAACACCCUGCGUUUGUUACAUCUUUUCGUUAUGAAAUUAUUAUCUCUCACA
Molecule: messenger RNA, 2206 nt
Organism: Cucumis sativus (cucumber)
Lineage: Eukaryota; Viridiplantae; Streptophyta; Magnoliopsida; Cucurbitales; Cucurbitaceae
Product: heat shock cognate 70 kDa protein 2
Biological process (GO): protein refolding; cellular response to unfolded protein
Cellular component (GO): cytoplasm
Molecular function (GO): ATP hydrolysis activity; heat shock protein binding; ATP-dependent protein folding chaperone
Source: RefSeq, marked validated